GUUUUAGCAACCGAUAUGUCGAAGCACAUGAACCUACUUGCGGAACUGCGCACGAUGGUUGAGACAAAGGAGCUUACUGGUACUGGAUACCUUAGUCUCGAUGAUCAUAAUGACCGCAGUCUGGCAAGUCAUUCGAUUUUCCAGCAUGUUCUUGCAGGACUCUUCUUUGUUGUGUAG
Molecule: messenger RNA, 177 nt
Organism: Hydatigera taeniaeformis
Lineage: Eukaryota; Metazoa; Platyhelminthes; Cestoda; Cyclophyllidea; Taeniidae
Source: the annotation of a GenBank genome assembly